AUGAUGGAUACAAGCAUCCAAAAAGUCAUACACACAGACCUUCAAAAGUCUUCACCUUAAAUUCCAAACACAGAUGUGUUAGUGUGUAAUUCUCCAGAGACUCCAAGAUAGACCAAAAAGGUUCAGACCCUAAACAAACAACAAGAAAACAGCCAAAAAGAGACCAAGAUGAGAUCAAGCAGCCAAAGUUCUGAAAAUUCCAAGACUUGUCCAUCUAACAAAUUCAAAACAACCACCAAGAAAGAAGACAACAGAGAUGAUGAAGACGAGGAUGAAGAAGAGAGAUCAGUAGAUCAGAGCCCUUCGCGCAAUAGCUAUGUGGAAGAGAGUGGGAGUCACCAUCAUAAUAAUGAUCAGAUCAAGAAAAAUGGUGGAUCUGUGAGGCCGUACAACCGCUCAAAGACUCCAAGGCUGAGAUGGACACCUGAGCUCCAUCUCCGCUUCCUUCAAGCUGUGGAGAGAUUGGGUGGACCAGAUAGAGCAACACCGAAGCUUGUUCUUCAAUUGAUGAACGUCAAGGGGCUUGGUAUUGCCCACGUUAAGAGCCAUCUUCAGAUGUACAGAAGCAAGAAGACCGAUGACCCAAAUCAAGGAGACCAAGGAUUUUCGUUUGAACACGGAGGUGGUUACACUUGCAACCUUGGUCAACUUCCAAUGCUACAAAGUUUUGAUCAAAGGCCUUCUACCAGUUUAGGAUACGGUGGCGGUUCGUGGACCGACCAUAGACGCCAGGUCUACCGUAGCCCUUGGAGAGGCUUAACAGCACGAGACAGUACAAGAACAAGACAAACACUGUCUAGCUCACAAUCUGGCGAGAGAUUUCGUGGAAUUAGUAAUAAUAUUCUUGAUGAUAAGAAUAAAACUAUUUUGUUUCGAAUCAAUUCUCAUGAAGCUGCUCAAGAGAACAAUGGAGUAGCUGAAGCAGUUCCAAGUAUUCAUAGAAGCUUUCUUGAAGGUAUGAAAACGUUAAGCAAAUCAUGGGGACAGAGCCCCUCCUCCAUUCCCAAUUCUUCGACCGCAUCAAGGCCACAAGAUCUUUGUGCUACCACAUUAAGUUCUAAUCAAAAGGAGAAUCUUAGAGUGGCAGAAGAAACGGAGAAUGUUUUGAAGAGGAAAAGAUUGUCACUGUCUGAUGAUUGCAAUAAGUCGGACCAAGAUUUGGAUCUAAGUUUGUCCCUUAAGGUACCUCGGACUCACAACAACCUUGGAGACUUCUUGUUAGAAGAUGAAGAAAAAGAACAUGAUGAUCAUGAAGAUAUCAAGGGUUUGUCUCUCUCGUUAUCUUCUUCGAGUUCAUCAAAAUUCGAUCGAGUCAUUAGGAAAGAAGAUCAAAAUGAUCCUAAAACAAGAAAUAUUUCGGUUUUGGCAAGUCCCCUUGAUCUCACUUUGUGAAUAUAUAUAUAUAUAACAACAUAUAUAUACGUAUAUUCUAAGUGAGAUCUUGAGGUACUUGUCGAUGGAAGAUGCCUUCCUUGCUGUUUUUCAUUCGCUGCAUACUUGUGACAAGACCGAUAACUAAGGUAAUAAUAGAGACAUUUUUUAACAUUGUUCUGAUCCAUUUCCCAUAUAGUUUUGUCAAGAUGUUAAAUGCUUAUUUAAAUAUAAAUGUUUGUGAUCGA
This is a messenger RNA of Raphanus sativus (radish), 1619 nucleotides long. RefSeq lists its product as uncharacterized. The record is from RefSeq and is a predicted model, not a curated record. Gene Ontology annotation, molecular function: DNA binding; DNA-binding transcription factor activity. The transcript is spliced from 5 exons. NCBI's taxonomy places the organism in Eukaryota, Viridiplantae, Streptophyta, Magnoliopsida, Brassicales, Brassicaceae. Bases 169 to 1392 code for a protein of 407 amino acids.